Messenger RNA from Culex pipiens pallens (northern house mosquito), 6327 nucleotides. RefSeq names its product alpha-mannosidase 2 (gene alpha-Man-IIb). Lineage: Eukaryota; Metazoa; Arthropoda; Insecta; Diptera; Culicidae. The coding region runs from base 530 to 4216 and encodes 1228 amino acids. Gene Ontology annotation, cellular component: Golgi membrane. Gene Ontology annotation, biological process: N-glycan processing; mannose metabolic process; protein deglycosylation. Gene Ontology annotation, molecular function: alpha-mannosidase activity; carbohydrate binding. The record is from RefSeq and is a predicted model, not a curated record. The transcript is spliced from 9 exons.
UUUCAGAAGCACCCAACUAUAAUGGAUAAAUAGACGGCUUAAGAAGAUAUCCACCCCUAAAUGCGAACGUUCGUCAAGCGCAUUCAAAAGAACAACACUCCAACAAUGUGAUCAUCGCCUGAAAAGCCCUCAACAAAGUUGUGCAAAGUGCGGUGGUGUGAGUAAAAAGUGAAAACAAAUGUCAUAGUGCGGUAAAACCGGCGAAUGAAAUAAAGUGUGCCCUCAUCAAAGAGCCAUCAAAGCUGUGAACAGCGGCAGUGAAGCAACAGGAUCCGGAAAAAGUCGCGAAAAUUCAUUGCCUCCAGGGGCCCUCUGCAGUUGCUCUGGUGACAUCACGGGAAAAAAUUAAAAAAAAAGUCACCAUAAAUGAGUGACUGCUGGCAGCACGGUUAGGCUCCAGAGUGGUUACCGGAGGAGAGUGUGUGUGUGUGCAGCUUAGUGGGGUGUUUGGUUGUUUGUGGGAAAAGUAAAGCCAACCCACCUAGAGAAGAAUAAGUACCCUCCAGAGGGCAAGUAGCGAGCUAGCAAAAUGACCGUGAAAAUUUUCCGCCGCGGUUCGGCGCGCUGCAUCGGGCUGCUGUCGGCGUUCGUCACUAUUCUGCUCUGCCUGUACUACAUCUCGAUGGGACAACCCUCGACAACGCCGACGGCCGGUUCCGGUUCCGGAGUGGCAAUGCAGCACCAGAAGAGAUUAAGCAACGUUCACGAUGCGCACCACGGCGGCGGUGGCGUCGGCAAUCACAAUGCAAAUCAAUCGUGGCAUAGCUGGCUGCGGAACAAUCUCAAUUCGGUUGGCAGCGGCAAGGACCGGCCCCCGGGGGGAGGAGGCGGUGGCGGUGGAGAGGACGAAGGACGUCGAGAGGCGCAGCUUCCGGACCAAACCGGCGGUGAUGAGGAGGAGCAGCAGCAGGGCGAGAGUGGAUUUUCCGGAAGCCAAGCCGCACCGGCCAGGUUCAGCGCCAAGUGGGACGAAUGUGCCGCACUGGAGGAAACGCCCACCGAUAUCACCACCGGUGAUGAAUAUGGAAAUUUUGACUUCCAGCCCGAAUGGAUGAAGACAAAGGAGUACUGGGACAAGGACUUUGAGAGCCGCUACGAGAAGCUGCAAAAGGACCCAGGCCGACCCCCGCUGAAGAUCGUGGUCGUGCCACACUCCCACAAUGAUCCGGGCUGGCUGAAGACGUUCGUCAACUACUUCCAGUCGGACUCGCGGCAGAUCCUGAAUCUGGCCGUCACCAAGAUGCCCGAGUACGGCAACAUGUCCUUCAUCUGGAGCGAGAUCAGCUUUCUGCAGCUGUGGUGGGACCAGGCGCAUCCGACCAAGCAACGGAUUCUGAAAAAGUUGGUCAAAUCCGGAAGGUUGGAGAUCACCACUGGAGGGUGGGUCAUGACGGAUGAAGCGAACGCCCAUUUGUACGCCAUGGUGGACCAGUUGAUUGAGGGCCACCAAUGGGUCAAGACGAACCUGAACGUGACGCCCAAGAGUGGCUGGUCAAUCGAUCCGUUCGGUCACGGUAGCACCGUUCCGUACCUGCUCGCCGCUUCCGGCUUCGAGGGCACCAUCAUCCAGCGGAUACACUACGCCUGGAAGCAGUGGUUCGCCCAGCACCGGUACGGGGACUUUUUGUGGACGCCGUACUGGAAGAGCAAGGCGGGUUCUCCCGAUCGACAGCACACGCUGCUGACGCACAACAUGCCGUUCGAUAUCUACUCGAUCAAACACUCGUGUGGACCGCAUCCGUUCAUCUGUUUGAACUUUGACUUCCGGAAGAUCCCGGGCGAGUACACGGAGUACUCGAUCAAGGCGCAGUUCAUAACGCCGGAGAACAUCGAGUCCAAGGCGGAUCUGCUGAUGGAGCAGUACUCGCGGACGGCCUCGCUGUUUCCGCACAACGUGGCGCUCAUUCCGGUGGGGGAUGACUUCCGGUACAACAAGGAGAAGGAGAUGGAGCAGCAGUACACGAACUACAAGAAGUUGAUUGAUUACAUCAAUGAGAACCGCCACAAGUACAAGACGGAGAUCAGCUUUGGGACGCCGAUAGACUACUUCAACGCGAUUAAGGAGCGGUACGAGAAGUUCCCAACGUUGAAGGGUGACUUCUUUGUGUAUGCGGACAUUUUUAACGAGGGUCGUCCGGCGUACUGGUCGGGCUACUUUACGACCCGGCCUUACUACAAGAUAUUGAGUCGCGAGCUGGAGCACAAUUUGAGAAGUUUGGAGAUUCUGUUCACGCUGGCGUUCAACCGUGCUCGGCAGGGUGGGAACUCGAAUGCGUUCAAGAUCUACGAAAAGAACUACGAGAAGAUGAUUUUGGCGAGGCGGAACUUGGGACUGUUUCAGCAUCAUGACGCGAUCACGGGAACUUCGAAGGCUAAUGUUAUGAGGGAUUACGCGCUGCGGUUGUUCGAGAGCAUCCAGGAGACGGUGAAGCUGCAGGAGAAGACGAUUGAGUUGCUGGUGCAGCGGAAAAAGAAUACGGAGUUGAACUUUUUGAUUGGAGAGCUGGAGCGGGAUAAUUUUGGGAAGCUGCCGAGAAAGACUCCGUUGAUCGUGACGGAAGCGAGGAGUACCGACUUUGUGGUUUACAACGCGUUGGCCCAGGAAAGGUUGGAGGUGGUGCUGAUUAGGACGUUGACGCCCAGGGUGAAGAUUCUGGAUCCGACCGGGAAGAUGAUGGACAUUCAGAUCAAUCCGGUGUGGAACAUAACGGAAACGUCUUACGCUUCGCGGAAGAUCAUCCCGUCGGAGAAGGAGUACGAGGUUAUGUUUGUGGCCAAGUUGGCACCGCUUUCGCUGACGACGUUCACCGCGAGUUACGACGAUGGGUUCAAGCCCAAGAUGGCGACGCUGUACUGUAACGAUUGCCAGGAUGAGAAGAAUGAGAUUUUCGAGAUUCGGAACAAGCAGCCGGGUGAUAUUCAACUGGAGAACACAAAGAUGCGACUGCUGUUUGACGAGCAGAGCGGGUUUUUGAAGUCAGUGACGAAGAAGAACAUGGGCAAGCAGAUUCAGUGCGCGAUCAAGUUUGCGGCGUACAAAAGUGCGCAGUUCCACUCGGGAGCUUAUCUGUUUAAGACGGAUCCAGAACAGCGGAAUUCUGAGAAGGAGGUUUUGGAGCAGUACAACGAUAUGACGAUCUUGAUCACUUCGGGACCGUUGGCGAGCGAUGUGACGGCGAUCUACGGACCGUUCCUGGCGCACACAGUGCGGAUAUUCAACUCCAACACGGUGCUGGACAAUGGGAUCAACAUCGAAAACGACGUUGACUUCGAGAUGCCGCCGAAGAACCGCGAGACGGAGCUGUUUAUGCGAUUCGUUACGGACAUUGAGAACGGUGGGAGUGAGAACCCGGAGUUUUACUCCGACUUGAACGGGUUCCAGUACCAGAAACGGGUGAAGGUGUCAUCGAUCGGCAUCGAGGGCAACUACUUCCCCAUCACUAGCGGGGCGUUUAUCCAGGACGACAAGAUGCGGCUUACGCUGUUGACGACCCACGCCCAAGGCGCCGCAAGUUUGGAACCCGGCCAACUCGAAGUCAUGCUCGAUCGACGAACUCUGUACGACGACUACCGCGGCAUGGGCGAAGGCGUCGUGGACAGCAGAUUAACCCGCCAUCGCUUUUGGGUCAUCCUGGAGACCAUCGAACACGGAGCCGGUGCGGCAGCUCCCGCAGCGAACAAUUCCCCCAGCCAGCAAGGCGAAGGUCCCGGCGAUGCAAAACCGGCCGAGUACCAGCUCCCAAGCAUCUUCGCCAACAACCUGGCCAACGGACUCAACUACCCCGCCAAUCUGUUCAUCGUGGAAAAGUACGACGAAUGCAACCAGAUCGAGCUGAACCGGGCCGUCCAACUGUUGGCCGCGCCGUUCCCCUGCGAUCUGCACAUCCUCAACCUGCGGACGCUCACCGAAAGCAACCUGCCACUGUUCCCGUCCAGUUCGGCCCUGCUCGUGCUGCAUCGGCAGGGGUACAACUGCCGGAUAGGCGGCGACGAAGUAGUCAACUAUUUUUGUAACAGCAGUAACAGCAGCAGCAGCAGUAGUAGCAUAAGUAGUAAACACCGAGGGCAGCUGCAGCUGUUUGGAGGCGUCCGGGUUGAGCACAUUAGCGGCACCUCGCUGACGGGGCUGCACGCGGGUGAGCCGGUGCGAUCCGUCGGGGAUAUCUUCCUGGAGCCGAUGGAGCUGCGAACGUACAAUGUUACGUUCGCGAAGUAAGUGGGGUUGAGGCGUGUAGCGAAAUGGUGACGGGUAGUCUCUCUAUCGUCACGGGUGAGUGAGGGUGGAUUCAGGGUGAUGUCUUUGCGAAUUAUUGUUGCAACCACAGCAAAAUGUGUGCCGGUUGAUGUUUCUGCAAACAAAUCUAGAGUUUUUAUUGAAUAGGCCCUAUAAACAUAUGAAAGACAAUUGUUUAUAGGUCUUUUUCAAAAAAAAAACUCUAGAAAUGCAUACAAACUGUCAAAAAGUGCGCAUUUGUUUAUUGGUUUAUCAUGUUUAGUCCUCCUUAACUAAAAAGUGACCCCAUUCUUUUGACAACAGUUGGAGCCUAACAUUUCAAAUGGGGACAUAACUUUUGAAAACAAGAGUGUAUCCCUUUCACUAAAAUGACAGUUUGCAUAAGGUGUAAACUUAUUGAUUGAGUAAUGAGUAAAUCAAACACAACCGAAUGCAAACGAUUUCGAAUCAGCUUAGAGCGAUAAAGCGCGAUAGGACUGAUCCAAUUACAUACUAGAGUAUAUUCUAAAGUGGUUGGUGUGGAAAAAAAUGUACGAGAAAAUAUCUUGCAGAUUACAACAAUAUUACCCCAGACAUCAUCUUGCUUCAACUUCACUUGUCCAUAUAUAACAAGCUGUAGAUCAGGACUGCCCAACCUUUUUGGCUCAAUUUUAAGAUUUUUGAUCGUCAAAAUAACAGUUGCCCAUUUUGUCAUGGUAUAUUUGUUGGAAUCGGGUUUCAGAUGACCAGUGAACACAACUUUGACAAAAAAUUGGAACACUAUUUUUGCAUGGCGUUUUUAUGAAAGUUUAAAAUGUAGAUAAAAACGACCUUUGAAAAUAUUUUUCCAAUCUUUUGUCAAAGUUGGGUUUACUGGUCAUCUGAGAACCGAUUCCAACAAAUAUACCUUGAAAAAAUGGGCAACUGUUAUUUUGACGAUCAAAAAUGUUAAAAUUGAGCCAAAAAGGUUGGGCAGGCCUGCUGUAGAUAUUCCACUUGAAAGAAACAAAGAAUCUCUCCGAAGAAAACUCCAAAACCCGUUAAUUCUGCAUGGCAAAACACGUUUUUUAAUUGGGGGGUAAAAAUACCAAAACAAUUUAGAACUAAGUCUGUGAGCUUGUAACAAAAUUAGACAACAAAAAAAAAGAAAAGCAAAUUUGAUUUGAAAAGGAAUCUCACGAUAAAACAUCACAAACCACGCGGCCAUGCCGAUUUCACCUCCGAUUUCGUCAGUCAAACAGUCCAAAACAAAUAAGCACCAAACCAGCAAACAAUUAUAUUACAAAAAAAGAAAGAGAUAAACCAUCGACAGCAUCAUUCCACUUGAGUCGAAACACUUUUUUAGACCACACUAGAGUUAGUUUUUAAUUUAUGAUGAAAAAUAGUUCGUAAACCGUGUGUUUUACUCCGAAAACAGUUGAACAACUUUCUAUAAAACAUUGACUUUUUGCAUCAACCAAACUCGAAUUCAAAUAUGUUGUAAAUACAAAACAAAAAAAAACAGAGCAAAACAUCAACCUUUAUUUGUUUUCCAAAAUGUGAUUUUAGUUGUUAGUCAAUUUCUCUACUUUAAACGCAUUUUCCUUUUCUACCCUUUUGUUUAAUUUUCCCCACCCCCUUUCAACUCAGUUCCUCGAAUAGUAAGGUUGGAAAUCAUUCUCACACGUCGAUUGAUUUCAACAUAGACCACCGUCCAAUAGUUUACGUUCCCUUAAAGUAGUGCAAACAGAAAACCCCGUAAAUGUAACUUCAACCAAGUCAACCAAGCAUGUCCCCUUCGUUUAUUCCCAAACACACUUAUUUAUAAAGAGAUCAAGUAACGUAAAACAAGAGAAGAAAAAAUCAUACAAAAAUAAAUUAGUUGUUUUAUAUGACUACGCAGCUAGCGAAUAUUUUAAGGAGAAGUAAGAAAGCGGAAAUCAUGAAAACGUUGAAUUAAAAACAUCACAAAGAGCCAACCAUUAGUGAAAUGUUGAAAGAAAAAAAAAGUUAGUGUUUCGUUUUCUUUCCGCAAGUUUAAAAACAACAAAAACAACAAAAAACGAAGAAAAAUUGUAGUUAAAUAACUAGUAAUGAAGUAAACUUACAACAAUUAAUCAAAAAAAGAAUGAUCG